AUGAGGCUGCCGAGCCCGUACUCGGGGGUGUUCAGGGGCGGGUCGACGGCGAGGACGGGGCCGCACGCGCUGCCGCUGGCGCGGAUCAAGAAGAUCAUGAAGCGGUCGGCGCGGGACGGCAGCGGCGGCGACAGCGCCGGGGCGAGGAUGAUCUCGUGCGAGGCGCCGGUGGUGUUCUCCAGUGCGUGCGAGCUGUUCGUCGCCGAGCUGACGCGCGCCGCCUGGGACUCCACGCUUGAGGGCCGGCGCCGGACCGUGCACGCCGAGGACGUCGCCGCCGCCGUCAGGGACACCAACGUCUUCGACUUCCUCGUCGACGUCGUCAAGGCCAGGCCGAGUGACGAUGGCGUCAGUGCUGGGGACGGCGAAGGCAGCGUCGCGCCCGCCGUAGGUGUCCACGGCGGCAUGCAGGGUCGUAGGUUGUGA
Molecule: messenger RNA, 426 nt
Organism: Aegilops tauschii subsp. strangulata
Lineage: Eukaryota; Viridiplantae; Streptophyta; Magnoliopsida; Poales; Poaceae
Product: nuclear transcription factor Y subunit C-3-like
Biological process (GO): regulation of transcription by RNA polymerase II
Cellular component (GO): nucleus
Molecular function (GO): RNA polymerase II cis-regulatory region sequence-specific DNA binding; DNA-binding transcription factor activity, RNA polymerase II-specific; protein heterodimerization activity
Source: RefSeq, a predicted model, not a curated record